Messenger RNA from Nasonia vitripennis (jewel wasp), 3280 nucleotides. RefSeq names its product GDP-Man:Man(3)GlcNAc(2)-PP-Dol alpha-1,2-mannosyltransferase. Bases 1589 to 3028 code for a protein of 479 amino acids. The transcript is spliced from 2 exons. Gene Ontology annotation, biological process: protein N-linked glycosylation. Lineage: Eukaryota; Metazoa; Arthropoda; Insecta; Hymenoptera; Pteromalidae. Gene Ontology annotation, cellular component: endoplasmic reticulum membrane. Gene Ontology annotation, molecular function: GDP-Man:Man(3)GlcNAc(2)-PP-Dol alpha-1,2-mannosyltransferase activity. The record is from RefSeq and is a predicted model, not a curated record.
GUAUGUUUGACAAUGACAAACCAAAUUCCGAAAAUUCCUCAGGUAUGUUCGAUAAGAAAAAUACUGGCACUGUAAACUUUGAAGAGUUUGGAGCACUAUGGAAGUAUGUCACAGACUGGCAGAAUUGCUUCAGAUCCUUUGAUCGUGACAAUAGUGGAAAUAUAGACCGAAAUGAAUUGAAGAAUGCUUUAGUAAGCUUUGGAUAUAGGUUAUCAGAUACAAUAAUUGACACUCUGAUGCGCAAAUAUGAUCGAGCUGGCAGAGGAACAAUAUACUUUGAUGAUUUUAUUCAAUGCUGUGUUGUCUUAUACACAUUGACUUCAGCUUUUCGACAAUAUGACACAGAUUUGGAUGGGGUUAUCACAAUUCAUUAUGAGCAGUUCUUAGGAAUGGUUUUUAAUUUGAAGGUGUAGGACCCUCAAAGAGAACUGUAUGCGUUUACUUGUUCACUAUUGUUCAUAUUCGUAAUUUGAAAGAGUACUAUAUGGCCUGUGUGUUAGAAAAUGAUUGAUUUCAUAAAAUCUAUUUAUGGAGUCUGCCAAAAUUAUGCCAAAUGCUAGUUGCUUGUAACUUGAAAUUUUAUCUUUUAUAAUAUACUUACAACCACAUUCAUAUUUGGCCUAUACACAAAUAUACUCUAAAGAUUCAGCGUUAAAUACACUAAGGAUGAUAUAAAUGUUUCCAAUCAGAUGAUAUAUUACAAUUAUUUUGCUCUAAGCUGCAGAAGUCAAUAUGAAAAAUCCAACAUUCCUAUAUAUUAAAAGCCGUAAAAGAUUAAAAAACUACUGAAAGUUAUGAAAGAUUUUGAAAAUAACAAUAUUAAUAAUAUUUAUAAAAAAGUUUUACUAUAAGUAAAAGAAAAGAAUGAGCAGACAGCUAAAACUUUUGUUAUGCCAAGGGUAAAAAACUUUUAUAAAUGAUAAAACAUCAAAGUCAAUCAAAUAAUUUACAGACAUUUUUACAUGUUAUACUAUAAAUAUUAUAUACUUAGCUUAAAAAACGUCCGCCGUUAAGUAAUGUCUUUAUCAAAAGUGUAAUUAUUUAUUAUAUCAAGAAGUUUUUUGAUGACAGUGCUACUUGCGUGACUAUUAUAUACAAUUGUCUUAUAUACAUAUGUAUUUUCUCAAAUAUUUUUACAUGUAAAUAUUUUUCUAUUUGUAUCUGUAAUAAUCUAAUAAUACUAUUAUGUAAUAAUAUUAUUAUUGAAUGAUCAUAUUAAAUUUUUAUUAUAAAGUAUGAUUUGUCUAAUGAAUUGUAUUUUAUUUCUCUAAACUUUUAUCUAUAUACUAAUUGUAUAGAAAAGUUACAACUGUUUAUACCUAUAUAUAUUAGCAGAAGAAGAAUACAUAAAUCAUCUAUAAUGUGUCAGCCGGAAUAUGGAGGUUAUGUUUACAUCAGUGUGAUAAAUAUAUCGUAUAGAGCCAGGACUUAUUCGCGUAUAUUUCUGCUCUGACGCAACUAUAUAAAUGAUAAGAAUAAAUGUAUCGUUGCUUAGAAGGGGUGAUAAAACUUUUAAAUCUUAUAAAAGAAUUGAAACAGAACUAUAUUGUUAUUUCAAAAAGUCUUUAAAUUAUUAAGAAAAGAGAUAAUGCUAACCGAAUUUAUUGAAAUUAAUGAACUAGUCUUAUCAUCUAUUUUAUUAUGUGGUGUACUUAUACCUUUGCUGAUAAUAACGCUCUUACGAAUGAGAUUUUCAAAAAAUCGUCGUAAAAGAAAAGAAAAUGAAAUAACCAUUGGUAUAUUUCAUCCCUACUGCAAUGCUGGUGGCGGUGGAGAACGAGUGCUUUGGGCUGCUGUCCAUGCAUUACAAACUAAAUAUCAAAGUGGACAGAUUUACAUUUACACAGGAGACUUGGAUGCUGACAGAGACAAAAUUCUCAAUAAUGUUGAGAAAGUGUUUAACAUAAAGGUGCAAGAUAAUGUCAAGUUUAUAUACCUAUUCACCAGAAAAUGGGUUGAAGCUGAUAAUUAUCCAUAUUUUACAAUACUUGGGCAAAGUUUAGGAUCGAUCCGGCUUGGAUUUGAGGCACUUCAACAGUUGCAACCAGAUAUAUUUAUUGAUACCAUGGGUUAUGCCUUUACAUAUCCAUUAUUUAAGUACAUUGGAGGAUGUAAAGUUGCAUCGUAUACACAUUACCCAACCAUAUCAACAGAUAUGCUGAGGCAUGUGUAUCGUAGAGCUUAUGCACGUAAUAACCGUAAAGUUAUAGCUAGAAAUCCAUUUUUAACAGCAGCGAAAAUUGUAUAUUAUAAAAUAUUUGCCUUUUUAUAUGGUAUAGUUGGUAGAACAGCUGACAUAAUAAUGGUGAACUCUUCGUGGACUGAAGAUCAUAUCAAUUCUAUUUGGAAAUGUCCUUUGCAGAUUCAUCGAAUUUACCCUCCAUGUGAUAUAGAGAAACUCGUGACUUUACCAUUAAUAACGGAUGAAGAAAAAGGAGACAUCAUUCGCAUAGUUUCAGUAGGACAAUUUAGACCAGAGAAGAAUCAUCCCCUUAUGCUCAGGGCUAUGUAUGAAUUGAGGUCAAUAGUUGAUGAAGAGACUUGGAAGAAAAUACGUCUAGUUUUGAUUGGCUCAACACGUAAUCACGAUGAUGAAGUUCGAGUAAAGGAUAUGGAAGAUUUGUCAAAACAUUUAGCUUUGGAUAAGAAUGUAGAGUUCCACUUGAAUAUCUCAUAUUCAGAUUUGAUUACUCAGCUUGAACAAGGAACUAUUGGCCUACACACAAUGUGGAAUGAACAUUUUGGAAUAAGUAUUGUUGAGUGCAUGGCGGCAGGACUUAUCAUGGUUGCUCAUGCCUCUGGUGGACCCAGAGCUGACAUUAUUGAGACACAAACUGGAUCUCAAAAUGGAUUUUUGGCACAAGAUGCUGAAGAAUAUGCCCAAAUUCUGGCUUACAUCAUCAAGAUGACUCCAAAUGAAAGGGAUACUAUACGAAAUGCUGCUAGAUCAUCUGUUCACAGAUUUUCAACUGAACAUUUUGAAAAGGAAUUCUUGAGAACAAUUGAGCCACUCUUUCGAUUAGAAUAAAGUGUUACCUACUUGGACAAAUAUAUAAAUUUAAUUAGCGUGAAAUUUUUAAUAAAUUUUAUAGAUAAUAUAUUUAUAUUAGAAUUAAUUUGUUGAUAAUAUGAUAAGAAAUAAAUACUGAAUUUACUAAAAUUGUGGCCAGAAUUAAAAGCUUUAUCCAUAGAAUAUUUUCUUAAUAAAUACAAUUAUAAGGUCUCCAAAACUAUUUUGUUAACAUUACAGUCAAAACUAAUAAAGAAUUUCAAAAACAUA